CGUUUUAAUGCGGCACUAAUUUUGUGACGCAUAUGUAACUGCCUGCUUUAUUUUUCACGAUGCGGCUUGAGAGCGCAUGAAACGCAUGAAAACGGAAUAGAUACAAUAAAUAUUAGUUGUUCCUAAAACGUGGCUGAGUUAGAACGUGCGUGUUUUUCUGCUGGAGAUGGUGGAGUUUUUUUUUAUUUUUUAUAGAGAAAAGCGGUAGUAUAAUAAAUUUGUAGCUAAAUGUCAACCAAAGAUAUGGAUAACAAAUUAAUAGAGGAAGUACGUAAGCGGCCAUUUUUCUACGCGAAAGGUCAAGCGGGCUACCGGGAUUCGAAGUUGCGCCAAAGAGCCUGGGCAGAGAUUGCUGAUGUUAUGGAGUUAUCGGCUGAUGAAUGCUACCAACGUUGGCGUGUACUUAGGGAUCGUUAUGUCAAAUUAAUGGCCAAGAAAGCUGGAAAUAAAAAACUUAACAAGUUUGAAACUCGUUGGGCAAUGUACGAGCAGCUAGCGUUUCUAAAUCCUUACAUACAACCCAGAACGAAUACGUACGAUUUCGUAGUUAAAAAAUCCGAGCCUGAAUGUAUGAUCGACGAGUCGCUCAUGUCGCUGCCGUCCUUUGAAUACGAAGAUAAUUGCAGUGAUACAUUACCAAUUGAAAUAGCCACAAUUGAGACCUUGCAACCGGAACCUACUCCUACAACUGAGGCCCCUGAAGUGCUACAGCAAAAAUUCAAUGAGUUGAAAGAAAGUUUAGCAACUUUUAUGAAAAAUACGGAAGAGCUUUUGAAGCAAAGCGCGACGACUUUAACGGCGGAUAAUAAAAAUGAGGCAUUCUAUCGAUUAAUCGGUGGCAAGCUAGCCGAACUACCGGAGGAAGAACAGGAGGAUACUAAACUAUUCAUAAUCUCACAUGUUUUCGAAAAGGUUAAGGUGUAUAAAAAGCAAUUGAAAAGUGAGCAGAAUGCUGACAAUACCUGAGUCAAACUGGGUAUUCAUUGUUUUGUGUGCGUGUAAUUAUAAACUUGUAUAUAAAGAGGAAUUAAUAAAGGCUUUGUUUGAAAAAAAAUCAG
Rhagoletis zephyria (snowberry fruit fly) is the source of this 1058-nucleotide messenger RNA. RefSeq lists its product as uncharacterized. Lineage: Eukaryota; Metazoa; Arthropoda; Insecta; Diptera; Tephritidae. Gene Ontology annotation, biological process: regulation of transcription by RNA polymerase II. The record is from RefSeq and is a predicted model, not a curated record. Gene Ontology annotation, cellular component: transcription regulator complex; nucleus.